This is a messenger RNA of Schistocerca nitens (vagrant locust), 1783 nucleotides long. Its product is annotated as N-acetylglucosamine-6-phosphate deacetylase. The transcript is spliced from 9 exons. NCBI's taxonomy places the organism in Eukaryota, Metazoa, Arthropoda, Insecta, Orthoptera, Acrididae. Gene Ontology annotation, molecular function: N-acetylglucosamine-6-phosphate deacetylase activity. The coding region runs from base 314 to 1552 and encodes 412 amino acids. Gene Ontology annotation, biological process: N-acetylglucosamine catabolic process. The record is from RefSeq and is a predicted model, not a curated record.
UAUUGAAAUUUUAAAAAUUAUUUGAGAAACGUGAAUAAUAUUAUUGUUGCCGGAAUACAGUUCACCUUAAUGAUGUUUGAGACUUCAUUACCACCAAAAGCACUCGUAAACACAAAUGACAGUAAAAACACAGCUAUGGGUUGACGUAUCGUAAAACAAACACUUUUUUUCAACAUUAUAUUCAGGUCAUGCGCUGAUUAAGGAACUGCUGACGUCGUCAUCAUCGACUAUGUUAAAAAAAAAAACCUGUGACAGAAUAUUCAGGUGAUAAGCUGUCACAGUAGUCUAUUGGAAUCUCAAUUUGUUAGGAGCAAUGACCCAGUCACAGCUUUUGCAGUUCGUAAACUGUAGUAUUUUGAGAAAUCAUGAAAUAAUUAGGGAAGAUAUCUGGGUGAGAGACGGAAAAAUUGUAAAUCCAGAAAAAAUGUUUUUUGACGAAAAGAUCAGUGCAGACGUUCAAAUUGACUGCAAGGGAGCGCUUAUUUCGCCUGGUUUCAUUGAACUACAGAUUAAUGGUGGUUUCGGAGUUGACUUCUCUUGCGACUUUGAAGAUGUUGAGGAGGGACUUAGAGUAGUGGCAAAAGGUAUUCUGGCCCACGGUGUUACUUCAUUUUGUCCGACGGUCGUUACAUCUCCAGCUCAUGUAUAUAACAAGGUACUACCAAGGUUGAAGAAACAAGCUGGUGGACCAAAAGGAGCUACAGUUUUAGGUGUUCAUGUAGAAGGACCCUUCAUAAAUCCUCUCAAGAAGGGUGCCCAUCCAGAACAAUUUAUUAAGACAUUCGAGAAGGGAUUUGAUUCAGUUCUGGAAACUUAUGGAUCUUUGGACAAUGUGAGAAUUGUUACUGUAGCUCCAGAGCUAGAAAAAGCUCCUGAAGUUAUCGAGAAAUUUGUGGAAAGAGGGAUUACGGUUUCUUUAGGACAUUCUAUGGCAAGUCUUGGUGAAGGAGAAGCUGCUGUGAAACAUGGGGCUUCAUUUAUCACUCACUUAUUCAAUGCUAUGCUGCCAUUUCAUCACAGGGAUCCUGGUCUUGUGGGUCUCUUGGCAUCAGAUGCUGUUCCAGAUGAUCAUGUUGUUUAUUUUGGUAUCAUUUCGGAUGGCAUCCACACCCACCCUGCUGCACUGAGAAUAGCGCAUCGAACUCAUCCUAAAGGUUUGGUGCUGGUUACUGAUGCAAUUUCUGCACUGGGCCUAGAGGAGGGAAUGCAUCAGCUUGGUCAACUUUCUGUAGAGGUAAAGGCUGGUUGUGCAUAUAUUGCUGGCACUGAUACUCUUUGCGGUAGCAUAGCAACUAUGAGUGAGUGUGUCAAAUUCUUCAAAGAAGCUACAUCAUGCAGUAUAGUGGAAGCCCUAGAAGCUGCAACAUUGCACCCAGCAAAAGCACUGGGCAUUCACCAGACAAAAGGGAGUCUUCACUUUGGAGCAGAUGCUGAUUUUAUUUUUCUGGGAAAAGAUAUGGAUUUGUGGUCAACAUGGAUCAGUGGAGAAUGUGUCUACCAAGCUAAAGGCAAGACGGAGGCUGCUUGCUUUUGUAAAGUAAAGAGAAAGUGAUUUGAAAAAGGAGAUAAGACUACAAGACAUACUGGUGAAAGACCUCUGUGAAGCAUAUCUCAUUUCGGCGCAGCCACAACUAUAUCAUGAAAUGGGAAACAGAAGUGCACAUUUGUUACUUGAAACAGCUAAUGUAAAAAUAGUUUCUCAUCAUAAUAUAUUCUUAUUUGUUGGUAAUUGCAUAAAAAUAAGUUGUUCAUUCAUUGAAUAAAUAUAUUUCUAUAUAAAUAA